Messenger RNA from Lactuca sativa (garden lettuce), 1038 nucleotides. RefSeq names its product Nodulin MtN3 family protein (gene SWEET3). The record is from RefSeq and is a predicted model, not a curated record. Gene Ontology annotation, biological process: carbohydrate transport. Gene Ontology annotation, cellular component: membrane. Lineage: Eukaryota; Viridiplantae; Streptophyta; Magnoliopsida; Asterales; Asteraceae. Gene Ontology annotation, molecular function: sugar transmembrane transporter activity.
UAGUAUAUAUAUAGCCCUCCAAACGAAUGCUACAUCAUCCAAGCUAAAGUCCUUAAAUCCUAUUCUACCUUUAGUCAUCUCUUCUUGACCAUCAACACAAAAAUCCAACAAGAAAACAUGAUUGUCAUUUUGCAUUUGGCUGUAGGAUUAAUGGGAAAUGCUGCUUCAUUUCUACUUUAUGUUGCUCCCAUAUGGACUUUUGCUAGGAUCAUAAAGAAAAGAAGCACAGAAGAGUUCUCAUCUGUACCUUACAUCAUUUCCUUGUUGAAUUGUCUUUUGUAUACUUGGUACGGUUUGCCUGUUGUAAGCAAUCAAUGGGAGAACUUCCCGAUUAUCACCAUUAAUGGCCUCGGUAUCCUAUUUGAGCUCUCAUUCAUCAUUAUCUUCAUAUGGUUCACUUCACCAAAACAAAAGUUGAAGACUGGGAUCAUGACGACUAUAGUUAUACUCAUCUUCUCCACAACUGCACUGCUCUCAACUUACUUGCUCCAUGAUCAUCAUACACGAAAAAGAUUAGUUGGAAGUGUGGGACUUCUAGUCGCAGUAGCCAUGUAUGCUUCUCCUCUUGUUGUCAUGAAAAAAGUGAUUGAGACAAAGAGCGUGGAGUAUAUGCCAUUUAGCUUAUCUUUUUUCUCAUUUCUAGCAAGUGCACUAUGGUUGGCUUAUGGACUUCUAGGUCAAGAUCUUCUCAUUGCGGCUCCAAAUGUUGUUGGAUGCCCUCUAGGGGCAUUACAACUGGUGGUGUAUUGCAAAUACAGAAACAGAGUAAUGGAGGAGCCAAAAGAAGAAUGGGAUGUAGAAAAACUUGAUCAAGAAGACAUUAAACAACAUUUGCAAAUUGCAGUGGUUACAACAGAUGAUAAAAUCAAUGAAAAGAUGUCACAAAACAUGAACUCUUGAUCGAUUAGGUUAAGCAUAGAUCAUGAUUCAUAAACAGAUUAAAUUCAUGAUGAUAAGUUUUUAGUUUUAUGUAUCAAUUUCCAAAAAAAUAUGACGAUAUCAAUCAUUUUUCGAAUGUUAUUACAUGGUUUUGAUUUA